Messenger RNA from Vigna unguiculata (cowpea), 4293 nucleotides. The record is from RefSeq and is a predicted model, not a curated record. Lineage: Eukaryota; Viridiplantae; Streptophyta; Magnoliopsida; Fabales; Fabaceae.
AUGGCUGAAUCCUCUCGUAGAAAAAUUCCUACACGCAGAAGGACUGCAUCUCGUGCCUCUCAUCCCUCAACUGUACCAAGAACAACCUCCAUUGAAGGAUGGAUUUCGGAUGAAGAAAGACGUUCUGAAUUCAUCACACUAUGGAAAGACAAACCCCUCAUCACUCCAAAAUUCAUCCAGUCUCAAUGGUUUGUAAAUCGCCAUUUCACAAUUGAAAACUUUCUGGUUGAACAAGGUGUGAAAUUCUUCACAAAGAUGCAAGGCACCUACUAUCCAUAUUUGGUACGAGCCUUUUAUUUCAACUACAAAUUCAGAGAUGGAGUUGGGUUCACAAAAGUGAAAGGUAUCGACAUCAUUUUAGAUGAUGACAUUUGGGAAAAUGUUGCACAAUUUCCCAUUCAUGAUGGCACAUCUCCCAUUCUCACGGCUGGCAUAGAAGGGUUCAACAGAAUUUUUGCAUAUAGAUCCUUUAUGCGACGCCCAGAUCAAGAAAUUGGCCGCCAAUUACUAGCUGGACCUCUCAAAAUCGAUGAGCGUCUACUUCACUAUCACAUUGUUUGGAUUCUAUGCCCACGUGGUACAAAUCACGCACAGUGCAGUGAAGCAGAUCUUAUAAUCAUAUAUGCCAUGCUCAACCACAUCCCCAUCUAUUGGCCAAGCAUCAUUCUUGGCACCAUGCUAAAAGCCAAAAGAUUGCCUCAAUAUCCUCUUCCGUAUUCCUUGCUCAUCUCUCGUAUUUGUGAGUAUAAAGGGAUGGAAAGAGCUCUGGAGGUGGAUCUGCUGGUGGUAGCUGUGCUGCAUAGUUUGGACCAGUUACCUUGUUAUGGCACCCCCGCGUAUCGCUCCUCCUCCACCCCUCAGGGCGAUGGGCAAGACCUGGCUAGGGCGAUCGAGGCAAUGGCUGCUGCUUUGACCCAGCAAAGCAAUGCCAUGUUGCAGCAGCACGAGGCGGCGAUGCAGCGCCAGGAAGCCUCUCUUGAGCAACAGAACUUCAUGAUGCAGCAGAUGGAAGCUGCUAGGCAGGCUGCUGAGGACGCACAGAGGCAGCAUGUGGAUGCUCUCCGUCAGUUAGGGGAGAAUGCUGUAGGUGCUCAGAUGUAUGGUCUUCAUCCCCAACCUCCACCCCCUGAAUGGAGUUUGGAAGACUUCUUGAAGCACCGCCCCGCCAAGUUUGAUGGCAAGACGAGUCCCGACCAGGCGGACCAAUGGAUGAAGGAUAUGGAACGCAUCUUUGAUGCCAAGAGGUGCCCCGAUGAGAGCAGGCUUGCUUUCACAGUCUACAUGCUCACUGGAGAGGCUGAGCAUUGGUGGGCCAGUAUGAGGUUAGUAAUGGAAGAGAAGCACGAGGAUAUCACAUGGGAAGCCUUCAAGAGGAGGUUCCUAUCUGAGUUUUUUCCUGAUAGCGUGAGGUACGCUAAGGAGGUAGAGUUCCUCCAGCUGACACAAGGGAACAAGUCAGUGGCUGAGUACGCCGAGAGGUUCAAGCAUCUGGGGUGUUUCUACACCAUGCCACUAGAUGAAGAGUGGCGAUGCAGAAAGUUUGAGAAUGGUCUCAGAGGAGACAUCCGCUUGAUGGUGGCCCCGCUGUCCAUCAAGGACUUUGCGGCCUUGGUGGAAAAGGCCAGGGUCAUGGAGUGUAUGAAGGUAGAAGUUGAAGCCCAGCAGCAGCCACAACAGAGAGUUAGCGGACCAUCCGGGUCCAGGCCGAGAGUUGAUGAGAAGAAGAAGCCGUAUGCUAGGCCUCAUCCACAGCCACAGGGGUCUAGAGGCUUUUCUUCCCCAUCCAGCAGGAUUCAGUGCCACCAUUGCGGAGGACCGCAUGUGAAGAGUUUCUGCCCGCAGCUGUCAGGUUUUCGCAGGUGCAACCAUUGUGGCAGGGAGGGCCACUUUGGUAGAGAUUGUCCCACUCUGAGGAGGAUAGUGGCACGACCUUCACCACAAGCUCCGAGCCAGACUUCUGGUCAGAUUCAACAGAUGAGGGGAGGCAGCAGGCCUCAGGCUACAGGCAGGGUUUUUGCGAUGAUCGGGUCAGAGGCAGCAGGUUCAGGUAACCUUGUGAUUGGUUGUUAUGUGAUAUCUGGCAAGUCUUGUUGCGUGCUUUUUGAUUCUGGAGCGACACACUCAUUUGUGUCAGAGUCUUGUGUGCGGGCAUUGGGUCUGCCGAUGUGUGAGCUACCGUUUGACCUCGUGAUAUCUACCCCGACAUCUGGGUUGGUUAGGACUUCCUCUGUGUGUGCUAGAUGUCCAGUUGAGGUAGAGGGGCGCGUAUACAAAGUCAAUCUCAUAUGCCUCCCUCUGCAAGGGCUAGAUGUGAUCUUGGGAAUGGAUUGGCUCUCUGCCAAUCAUGUUCUCAUAGACUGUCGGAAGAAGAAGCUGUUGUUCUCAAACUCAGAGGAGCCUGAGUUGUUGUCUUCUCAUGGGGUUAUGAAGGAGAUCCAGGGCGGCGCACAAUGCUUUAUGGUUUUUGCCAGGAUAGAGGUUGAGAAGGAAGAGAGGAUCACCGUGAUACCAGUGGUCAGGGAAUUCGAAGAUGUGUUCCCCGAAGAGGUACCAGGUUUGCCCCCGAGGAGAGAAGUUGAGUUCUCCAUAGACUUGGUACCGGGAGCCGGCCCUGUAUCAAUAGCUCCCUACCGCAUGGCCCCAGCAGAGUUGGUGGAAUUAAAGAAACAGAUAGAAGGACUGCUAGAGAAACAGUUUAUACGGCCGAGUGCUUCGCCGUGGGGAGCGCCUGUCUUGUUGGUAAAAAAGAAGGAUGGCGGCUCAAGGUUAUGUGUGGAUUAUAGGCAACUGAACAAGCUGACUAUCAAAAACAAGUACCCCUUACCAAGAAUAGAUGAUUUGAUGGAUCAGCUACAUGGGGCGUCAGUGUUCUCCAAGAUUGAUCUCCGGUCAGGUUAUCAUCAGAUUCUGGUAAAGGCAGAAGAUGUUGAGAAGAAUGCUUUCAGAUCCAGAUACGGGCAUUACGAGUAUGUUGUCAUGCCAUUCGGUGUGACUAAUGCCCCGGCUUUGUUCAUGGACUACAUGAACCGGAUCUUCCGUCCGUUUCUAGAUAAGUUUGUCGUGGUCUUCAUAGACGACAUUCUCAUCUACUCCAGGACGCAUGAGGAACAUGCCGAGCAUCUGAGGAUAGUGCUUGGUAUCUUGAGGGAGAAACAACUGUUUGCCAAGUUGUCAAAGUGCGACUUUUGGAUGAGGGAGGUGCAGUUCUUGGGGCACGUGAUAUCAGCUCAGGGUAUAGCUGUGGAUCCAGCUAAGAGAUUUAUAGAGGGGUUCUCCAAGAUAGUGGCACCCCUGACACAGUUAACCAGGAAGGACCAACCGUUUGCAUGGACUGAUAAGUGCGAGGAGAGCUUCAGGGAGCUUAAGCAGAGGUUGACGAGUGCUCCCGUGUUGGAGAGGAAGGUGGUGGCCUAUGCUUCGAGGCAGUUGAAAGUUCAUGAGAAGAACUAUCCUACUCAUGAUCUCGAGUUGGCAGCGGUGGUUUUUGCUUUAAAAAUCUGGAGGCACUACUUGUAUGGUGCACAGUUCCGUGUGUUUAGUGACCACAAGAGUUUGAAGUACCUCUUUGACCAAAAAGAGUUGAAUAUGAGGCAGAGGCGAUGGAUAGAGUUCCUAAAGGACUACGACUUCGAGCUUCUCUACCACCUAGGAAAGGCGAAUGUGGUGGCAGACGCACUGAGUAGGAAGACAGUGCAUGUGGCCCACCUGAUGAUAAAAGAGAUGGAGUUGCUUGAGAGUUUCAGGGACAUGAAGCUACAGUUUGAGUUGGAGCCGGAAUUCAUUAGGUGUUGCACCUUGGUUAUAUCUAGUGACUUCCUGAGCUUGAUUAAGGAGAAGCAAGCACAAGAUGCUAGUCUGCAGAGGGUAAAAGAGCUACUUGGGUCGGAUCAGGCCAAGGAGUUUGCCUUGGGCAGUGAUGGUGUGUUGAGGUUCAAAGGCAGAGUUUGUGUGCCAGAUGAUAUCGAGGCUAAGGUGGAGCAUCAGAAACCCGGUGGAACGCUUCAGCCCUUGGACAUUCCGGUGUGGAAGUGGGAUAGCAUAGCUAUGGACUUUGUUACCCACUUGCCUCGCACCGUGAGAGGGCAUGAUGCUAUAUGGGUGGUGGUGGAUCGGUUAACGAAGAGUGCUCACUUUUUGGCGGUUCUGGCAGACGUUGUAGGAGGCUAUGGGCAGCAGGCUGAGGAUGAGUUCUGCUUAUCAUCCUCAGACGGAUGGCCAGUCAGAGAGGGUGAUUCAAUCCUUGGAGGACUUGUUGAGGACAUGUAUCUUGGACCACCUUGGCAGUUAAGAUGA